Messenger RNA from Phycomyces blakesleeanus NRRL 1555(-), 783 nucleotides. RefSeq lists its product as hypothetical. The record is from RefSeq and is a predicted model, not a curated record. The transcript has 9 exons. Lineage: Eukaryota; Fungi; Mucoromycota; Mucoromycetes; Mucorales; Phycomycetaceae. The coding region runs from base 1 to 783 and encodes 260 amino acids.
AUGGAUAUUGACAUUUCUUAUAUUAAUUCACUCAAUGUUUGUGUUUGUGUUGGUCGAUAUAUUAUCUUUGUACGAUCAAUAUCCGGUGUAUUAAUACUUCAAUAUUUGGCAAAAAAACGAAAAAGCAAAACAAAGGUUGAUCUGCAAAGCCCAAAUAAAAUCCAACAACCGACUAUACCACCUGUGCUUUACAUUUGUUUUGUUGCUCUUAAUAUAUUAUUUGCACCACAAGCAUGUAAGAAUACAGUGUUUUUACUUGACAUUGAGACGAAUCAAAAUAGCAAUAAAAAAGAUGCGACUUCAGAUUUAGAUAAACCGCCGUGGAUGCUCUUACAGCCAAUUGAACACGCUAUAAUUGUCACCUUAAUUCUUUCCGCGUGUUCGCAAAUCAAUAAGACCACAUUUUUCUUUCUCGCUGGUCUACUUGUAAAAGUUUUCAAGAUUGCUAGCUUGUCAGGUUCAUUAGCAAUAAGGAAUCAGUGUUUGAUUGUAGAAUCUGCUCUUCAUUCUACUGUAAUUUGCAUACCACAAGUUUGUUAUAUUCGAUCUAAAUUAUUCUUCUAUUGCUAUAACGCAGUCGAAAUUAGCCACACAUAUUGGGAAUUAAUUAUUUUGGUCGUCAUUCUCAAAAGAGAAUUCUAUGUAAUCGACAUCCUGAUUGGCCGGCAAAAAUUUAGACACGACGCAAAAAAUAAAAAGGAUGUUAGAGUUAUUAAACUUAGUUGCUAUCAUUUUAUUAAUCAUGUUGCUCUGAUUAAGACUCAGAUAGGAUCGAUUAUCUGA